Molecule: messenger RNA, 1143 nt
Organism: Ectocarpus sp. CCAP 1310/34
Lineage: Eukaryota; Phaeophyceae; Ectocarpales; Ectocarpaceae
Source: the annotation of a GenBank genome assembly
UGCGACGGGCAGGGCGCGUCGGGGUUGUGCUACUGCUGUGGACAGGCUUCUGAUCUCAGCACGUAGGAAUAACACCCAUGUCCUGAGUAUCACGGAGGUGCACAUAGUUUGAGACAGCAUCAAUGACAGCGAAGCAGUUGAUACAGCAGUAGACUAUUGAUUUUUGAAAUGUGUUUUUGAGGUCAUACCUGUUGUACUACAGCAGUCUACACGUGUAGCACAUAUAGUCACCGCACUCUCCAUGCGUUCACCACGCGUGGUACUUCUCCCCCCGCCCGUUUUCGCCCUAUAGCACCGAAACUGACGGCAGCAAUGGAACAUGACUUUGCUCCUUGNGCUUUUGGGGGAUAGCGGAACAGAUAAUAUGCUAGAUCUUCAACCUCACCAUCGAAGCGAUCUUUGAUCGCUGGGGUCACCUUGUAAACCAGCUGCAACACGAUGCAAUUCUAUCAAAGAUAGAUAUGUUCUGUCAGGCAAUUUAUGAGAAAGGUGCCCCGCUCACGCGUUGUUGGGGCUUUAUCGACGGCACUAUUCGCGCGAUCUCGCGACCUAAGCGUAAUCAGAGAUUGUGGUACAAUGGUUGGAAGCGAAAGCACGCGUUGAAGUAUCAAGCGAUCGACACCCCCGAUGGGAUAAUUCGCAUGCUUUGGGGUCCCAUACUCGGGCGUCGCCACGAUGUCGCCAUGGUAGGGGAAAGUGGUCUGCUGCAAGAUCUGCAGCAGUGGUUCAACGACGCAGCAGGCACCCCUUACUACGUAUUCGGCGACCCUGCGUACAGCCUUUCGCCCUGGUUGCUGGCGCCGUACAAGGGGGUUUUAAACGCCUUCGAACAGACCUUCAACACCGCAAUGAGCUCCGUCAGAGUCUCGGUGGCGCUCAGCGCUUGCGGGCUUGGUAAACAGUAUGCGGUCGCCGGCAUUCUGACGAAUUGUCACUCGUCCUUCUACCGCAACAACACUUCUUUCUACUUCGGUGUAAAACCCCCGUCGCUUCGUAGCUACCUGAACGGCGAAGGGUAGAGUGUGGGUUGACGGGCUGUGUCAGUGGCAUGGGGUGAUGGUGGCUUAGGUCGGGGGCGCUGGCAGAAGGUGCCGCUGAGACUCUAGUAGUAACGAAUGGCAUGCUCGCUGAUAUGUUUGCAGA